This is a messenger RNA of Octodon degus (degu), 1268 nucleotides long. It is a transcript of the gene Clec4g, whose product is annotated as C-type lectin domain family 4 member G. NCBI's taxonomy places the organism in Eukaryota, Metazoa, Chordata, Mammalia, Rodentia, Octodontidae. The coding region runs from base 56 to 919 and encodes 287 amino acids. The record is from RefSeq and is a predicted model, not a curated record. The transcript is spliced from 9 exons.
GGUGGGCCGGGGAGCUAAAGACAGACCUCUGCCCAGGCCGGACGCCUGCGGCACCAUGGACACAGUCACAUUCAGCCAGUGGGACAGCAGUCUCGUGGCAGUCCCCACAGGGCACUGGGGGCGCAGGGUUUUCUUCCUGGCCCUUGCCGUCCUAGUGGUCACCGUGCUGUGGGUUCUUAUUCUGAGCAUCCUCAUGUCCAAAGCCUCGACAGAGUCCCGGGUGCUGACUGGCCACCAGGACCUGCUGAGGACAAACGCUUCGGAGCAGACGGUGGCCCUGGGUGCCUUGAAGGGAGAAGUCGGAGCCUACGAGAACUGCUGCAACGCGACGCAGGCAGAGCUGCAGGCGGCCCUGGCGGAGCUGCGGGAGGCGCAGGUGAAUCUGAUGCAGCAGAAAAGCGCUCUGGAAGAGCUGAGUCUGCGCGUGACCCAGGACUUGGCUACAGCGAGCAGGGACCGCGAGAACAUCCGCAAUGAGCUGUUCCGGGCGCUGGAGGCCGCCAAGCUCGAGAAUAGCUCCUGCGAGCAGUGUCCCGCGUCGUGGCUGCCCUUCCGGGGCUUCUGUUACUACUUCUCAGAGGCCCAAGCUUCAUGGUCGGAGGCUCAGCAAAACUGCGCGGGCAACGCUGCGCACCUGGUGAUCAUCGGCGACCUAGAUGAGCAGAGCUUCCUUAUUCGCCACACGCGAGGCCGCGGCUACUGGCUGGGCCUGAGGGCUGUGCGCAGGGCAGGCCGGAUCCAGGGCUAUCAGUGGGUGGACGGAGUCCAGAUCAGCUUCAGCCACUGGAACACAGGAGAGCCCAACGACUCCUGGGGACGAGAGGACUGCGUCAUGAUGCUUCACUCCGGGCUGUGGAACGAUGCGCCCUGUGGUAGCGAGCGAGACGGUUGGAUCUGCGAAAAAAGACGCAGCUGCUGAGAGGACCCUGCUCACCACCUCCCCACACCCACCGCCUCGCCACGCCCACCGCGGAUAGUGCCUCAGAAGCUGCGCAUGCUCCUAGAAUGCACACCAAGAUUUUUCCCUCUCACUACUGAGAACCCCCUCGGUGUAACCCAGCCCUGCUUAGGGCCUGGGACCAGAGGCCUCUGCUCCAACCUGACUGAUAGCCCCUAUAUUCUGACUUGACUUCUACCAGCUCCAAAAUCCUUGCUCCUGCACCUGUGUCAUCCAACCGCACCUCUUUGUAGCCUCAGUCAGGAAACUGGUGGAUGGAGCUAUUUGUUUCCUGGAUUUCUGAGGCAUCAAUAAAUGUUUGAGAAAUUGA